Messenger RNA from Cynocephalus volans (Philippine flying lemur), 1494 nucleotides. Its product is annotated as putative testis-expressed protein 13C. NCBI's taxonomy places the organism in Eukaryota, Metazoa, Chordata, Mammalia, Dermoptera, Cynocephalidae. Gene Ontology annotation, molecular function: mRNA binding. Bases 1 to 1494 code for a protein of 497 amino acids. The transcript has a single exon. The record is from RefSeq and is a predicted model, not a curated record.
AUGGCUGUAGACUUUGGAGACCAUGCUAGCGGUUUCCGCCACAGGGAGGUGAUCAGAUUUAUCAACAAUGAAGUCCUCAAGAACGGCGGCGGCCUAGACUUCUACCUGGCCUUCCGCUCGCGGCCCUGGAACGAGGUAGAGGACCAGCUUCGGGCCAUUUUGACCGAUCCUCAGGUGCCGCGCUCCCUCAAGAGGGUCUGCACCUGGAGCGGCCUGGCGCUGAGCGUGCGCUUGGCCGCAAGGCAACAGGAGCAGCAGUCGUGCCAGAUCCAGCAGCUGCAGCAGCAGGUGGAAGAGCGCGAAGCGGCCACCUGGGCUCUGGCCACCCAGCUGCAGCAGCUGCGUGUGGAGCGCCAAGAGUCUUCCCAGCAGCUGCACGUCAUGCAGGCCGCCCUUCAGCAGGCAAAGGAUGAGAGUGACAUGCUGCGCAGGAAGCUGCUCCAGGCCGAGGGGUCUUCCCAGCCCGACCUGCUGUCUCAAGAGGUUGGACCUGCUCCCGGAGCCGAACAGUGCGGGGCUGAAGCACAGCCCCUGGGUGUAGAGGAACAGAGGGAGGCUGUGUCCAUAGGGGCGCAGGAUAUGCCACAUGUGGAGGCCCAGAUGGCAGACCCAGCAACUGUGGUUUACGUGCCAGGACUCCCAAGUCCCUGGGCCCAGGCCAUGCAGCCACCUGUGCCAAUGCCAGUGCUACAGCCAUUCCCAUCCCAUGUGCCAUUCUCAAUGGGGUUCCCAUACCCGGAACCUCUAACAUGCACAGUAGUCAAGGAGCCAGCAGCAGCAGCAGCAGCAGCAGAAGCAGCAGUUGCACAACAGAUGCCUCCUGCAGUGAUCUACGCACCUAGCCUGUGUGCUGCAGUGGAGUCCCAGGAGGAGAUGGUACCUCUGUGUGACCAGAAAUGCCAUGGCCAGGAAAAAUAUUCUCAUAACCUCCAAGGGGAAUGUUACUACAACCAAGAAGAAUGUCCUGAUAACCUCCAGGGAAGAUGUCACCUGGGGAACAGCAGAAGCCACAGCCAAGAGGAAGGUCCUGAGUGUCUCCAGGGAAUGACCUCCCUGGGUGACAACAGCAGCCACAGCCAGGAAGAAGGUAUGGAGAGGCCCCAGGGGACGGCCCCCUUGGGGGACAGCAGCAGCAACAGCCAGGAGAAAGAUCCAGUGACACCUCGGGAGACAUCCUCCCUGGAGGACAGCAGCAGCGACAGCCAAGAAGAAGAUCCAGAGAAGCCCAAGGCAAACCUCCUGAGGAAAAGGAGUGAUGGUGUAAAAAAGAAAUCAGAGAAACAGCAGCCUCAGGGACAGAAAGCAAAGCAACCAAAAGGAAGAAAAGCCUCAAAAUCGCAGCAACAGAAGGCUGCCCCAGGCUACAGUCCAGUGAAGUGGGACUGCCCAUGGUGUAAAGCAAUGAAUUUUUCUUGGUGCACGGCCUGCUAUAAAUGCGGGAAAGUCAGUAUGCCUGUUGAGAGUGGAGGCCUUGACCCAGGACAAACUCAUUGA